Messenger RNA from Racocetra fulgida, 224 nucleotides. Lineage: Eukaryota; Fungi; Glomeromycota; Glomeromycetes; Diversisporales; Gigasporaceae. The record is from the annotation of a GenBank genome assembly.
AUUUGGUCCGGUCGUGCCGAGUGUUUUUGAAGGAAUGACUAACGAAGGAGUAGAUUUUGAUGUGAUGUUUGUUGAAGUUUCCCCAGUUCAAGAAAAAGAAGCCCUAACUCUCUUAGAAGAAACUUAUCAAGAAUACAAAGACUGGGAUGCUCGGGGUGAUUUGCCUCGCGAAGAAAUUUCUACUGCGGAAAUAGGGCUUGAUGAGUUAGUUGCGUUUGCUCAUG